Messenger RNA from Closterium sp. NIES-67, 1625 nucleotides. Lineage: Eukaryota; Viridiplantae; Streptophyta; Zygnematophyceae; Desmidiales; Closteriaceae. The record is from the annotation of a GenBank genome assembly.
GUAGGUGCGUCCUCCUUCGCUACUGGCGACUGAAUCGGAUCGGGACUCGCUAGCAGAAGCAAUUCGUUCGUUGUUCGUUCCAUUUGAGACUGACCGGCGGUAUAAACCGACUGACGGGCACAAGCUCGGCCGACCGACAGUAAAGCCAGACCGACCCGCAAGAGAAGCCGGCUGGCCGGCACGAUGGGCGACAAUUUCUUCACGCUCUGGCCGUUUCUCAUGGCGUUCUUCGGCCUGUACCUCGCCGUCCGUCUCCUGCGCAAGCCCAAGUGGCGCGACACGCACUGGUGGCUCUGGCUCUCCCUCGCCUCCACCAUCCUCCACAAUUUCGAGGAAACCGGCUUCGACCUUCUCGGCCGUCGAUUCCAUAUCCACGCGUUCGUCUGCGCACGGCUGGGAUUGUACCGCGCGGAGAUCGCGCUCUGCCCUGCCGACGCUCCGUUCUUUUUCAUCGUCAAUCUCGUGCACACGUGGCUGCUGACGACGAUGGCGAUUACGACUGGGCCGCGACGACCGCUGGGCGCUGCGAUCGCCGUCGCGAUCUCGCUGAUAGACGCCGUUUCGCACGUGUUCUUCGCCGUCACUUCGCUCAGUUACAACCCCGGUUUGGUUACGGCAAUUUUCGUCACCGGACCUGUAGGUUUGGGGUUCUUCCGAACCUGCCGGGAUCGGGGGUGGCUGCCGGGGCAGCAGCAGUCCGUGACUGUGGCAUGUGGCGCGCUGGUAUUGGUCAGUUUCUGGUUCGGAUUAGCUCUGGCAGCGGCAGGGAGGAUGAGCAAAUCAGCGCUGUGGUGGGAGGAGAUGGUGAAGGGCUUUCUUCCGCUGCUGGCCCUCCUCUUCAAGAGAAUACCUCUUGUUAAAAUGUACUCCAUGAAAGAGUGAUGCUAGUGUAUGCCGGGUAGGGUUCCUGCCUACCUGCUGCAUGUGCCGCUGACCAUGUUCUCACAGACUGACAGACAGACCGACAGACAGACUGACAGACAGACAGACAGACUGACAGACUGACAGACUGACAGACAGACUGACAGACUGACAGACAGACAGACAGACAGACAGACAGACAGACAGACUGACAGACAGACAGGCUGACAGAUAGACAGACAGACUGACAGACAGACAGACUGACUGACAGACUGACAAUUAGACUGACAGACAGACAGACAGACUGACAGACUGGCAGACUGACAGACAGACAGACUGACAGAUAGACAGACAGAUUGACAGACUGACAGACUGACAGACAGACAGACUGACAGACUGACAGACUGACAGACUGACAGACAGACAGACUGACAGACUGACAAUUAGACAGACAGACAGACUGACUGACUGACAGACUGACAGACAGACUGACUGACAGACAGACUGACUGACUGACAGAUAGACAGACAGACUGACAGACUGACAGACUGACUGACAGACAGACUGACUGACAAACUGACAAUUAGACAGACAGACAGACAGACAGACUGACAGACAGACUGACAGACUGACAGACAGACAGACAGGUACUGGUGAUGAUGAGAUCUGUACUGGUACUGUAGCAACAAUACGGUUUCACUUUCGCAGAAUAGGAUCAUCUAUUGUAGGUAUUCCAUUCAGGCCCAUAGUUACCAGGCUUUCGA